GUGGAAGACCGAUCAUGUUCGUGUAGACCUUUCCACUACUCUGAUCACAGCCCCAACUAUCAAAGUCUUCUAGAUCAACGCGGUACCUUCUGUGUUUUUUUUUGUUUCCAACAGUAGGCCGUGAGUUUAUAUAUACGAUAAAACCGCGUACAUGCUGUCUAGCCAAGUUCAUAGCUGAGCCUGAACCUCCAAUGGCAAGCAAAACUUCUAGUCUUUCAUGGCUUCUCCUCCUCAGCCUCGCGACCAUUCUCUUUGUUGGUCACUCAGCUUCACAGAAUGAUCGAAAGGCUUAUAUUGUCUAUAUGGGAGAACGAGGACGGCGGCAGGACGAGGUUUCCACAUCAUCCCUUCACACGAGCAUGCUACAAGAAGUCAUUGACAGGCCUUUAACUGGUCAAAUCUAUAUAAUUGGAUUCAGCAAUACUGGACCGGAAUCUCUACUUUAUAGCUACAAGAGGAGUUUCAAUGGAUUUGCAGCGAAGCUAACCAAGGAAGAAGCUCGAAGAAUGGCUGGAAUGGAAGGCGUAGUGUCUAUCUUCCCCAACAAACAGAAUAAGCUCCACACAACAAGGUCAUGGGACUUCCUUGGCUUCUCACAGCAAGUUGAAAGAACAACAGUUGAAAGUGACAUCAUUAUAGGAGUUCUUGACAGUGGAAUCUGGCCCGAGUCUGAUAGCUUCAGCGACAAAGGAUUUGGUCCACCGCCUAGCAAAUGGAAGGGCACCUGCCGAGCCUCAACCAACUUUACUUGCAACAAUAAAAUCGUAGGAGCACGAUAUUACCAUAGCAAUGGAGUUUUUUCAGAAAAUGACAUUAGAUCUCCUCGAGAUUCAGACGGCCACGGGACACAUACUGCAUCCAUAGCAGCUGGGAAUGUUGUUAACAUGGCAAGCGUACAGGGGCUCGGUUCGGGAACAGCACGAGGAGGGGUUCCAUCAGCACGCAUUGCUGUGUACAAAGUAUGUUGGCUUAAUGGCUGUAGUGAUGCUGACAUUCUUGCAGCUUUUGAUGAUGCUAUUGCUGAUGGCGUCGACCUAAUAUCUAUUUCAAUCGGUGGAACUGCUGAUAGCUAUUUUAAAAAUUCAAUUGCCAUCGGUGCUUUUCAUGCUAUGAAAAAUGGAAUAUUGACAUCAAACUCAGCUGGUAACAGGGGUCCAGGUCUAGCAACCCUCACAAACAUUUCGCCCUGGUCUCUCUCCGUGGCUGCAAGCGCCAUUGAUCGAAAGUUCUUCACUGAGGUCCAAUUGGGUAACGACAAGAUCUAUGAGGGAAUUUCAAUUAAUACAUUUGACCUCAAGAAUAAAAUGUAUCCGAUGAUUUAUGGCGGAGAUGCACCAAACACCACAGCGGGUUCUCAGGGUUCCUAUUCCAGGUAUUGUCAGCCAGAUUCGUUGGAUCAGAAUUUAGUGAAAGGAAAAAUUGUACUUUGUGAUUUGGUCGUUGAUGGGGAAGGAGCAUUUCAAGCAAGCGCGGUUGGAACUGUGAUUAUAGGCCCAGGGCGCAAGGAUGUUGCCUACUCUUUUCCCUUGCCCGCAUCUUACCUUGGCAUCGAAGAUGGUACCAACGUCUACAUCUACUUAAAUUCAACAAGGAGCCCGACUGCGACUAUUCUCAAGACCAACGAGCGUAAGGAUGCAUUUGCACCUUACAUACCCCCCUUCUCAUCAAGGGGUCCAAAUGUAGCUACGUCCAACAUUCUCAAGCCAGAUUUAGCAGCUCCUGGACUCAACAUUCUAGCAGCAUGGUCACCAAUCUCCCCAAUUUCCGAGGUUGAAGGUGAUAAUAGAAAACUAUCAUUCAAUAUUCUGUCUGGCACCUCCAUGGCUUGCCCACAUGCCACAGGAGCUGCUGCCUACGUCAAAUCCUUGCACCCCAAGUGGUCACCUGCUGCUAUCAAGUCAGCUCUCAUGACUACGGCUGACCCCAUGAGUGCUGGAAAAAAUCCGGAGGCUGAAUUUGCAUACGGUGCAGGCAAUAUAAAUCCUUCAAAGGCUCCAAAUCCUGGUUUAAUCUAUGAUAUUGAUGCAGUUGACUACAUAAAAUGUCUGUGCGGACAAGGAUAUAAUACAAAAUCAUUACAACUUCUGACUGGGGACAAUAGUAGUUGUUCAGACGCCAUUAAUGGAACCGUGAACGAUCUAAACUAUCCUGCAUUUGCCCUAUCAACGCCGCCCUUGACAUCCAUCAAUCGUGUUUUCAAUCGGAUUGUCACCAAUGUUGGAUCACCGACUUCUACGUAUAAAGCUAUUUUGAACUACCCACUUGGACUUAGAAUCAAAGUGACUCCUAGUAUUCUAUCUUUCACAUCUCUUGGACAAAAGCUACCGUAUACGCUCACGAUCAAAGGAACUAUAGAUAAGUUUAUAGUCACUGCUUCUUUAACGUGGGAUGACGGUACCUUCCAAGUGAGGAGCCCGAUUGCUGUUUUUUUUCCCUGACGAAGCUCUGGAAAACUUGCUAUCUAAGACUUUGCUCCAGUUAGAAUUGGCAUUGAUAAGGUGCAUGUACCAAAUAAAGAUUCUAUCUUGCAAUUUUAA
Messenger RNA from Carya illinoinensis, 2537 nucleotides. Its product is annotated as cucumisin-like. NCBI's taxonomy places the organism in Eukaryota, Viridiplantae, Streptophyta, Magnoliopsida, Fagales, Juglandaceae. Gene Ontology annotation, molecular function: serine-type endopeptidase activity. The coding region runs from base 192 to 2438 and encodes 748 amino acids. The transcript has 10 exons. The record is from RefSeq and is a predicted model, not a curated record. Gene Ontology annotation, biological process: proteolysis.